AUGGAACCCCCAAACCGCACAAACAUAAAUGUAUCUGGCACCACAAACCUCACCUCCGCGCCGAUAACGCCCUACCACCCCCCCGUCCUCAACCUCGAACUCGUCGAAAGCCGCAUCAACCUCCCCACGCGCAAGCCCCGCGUUGCCCCCCGCCGCCUCACCACCCCCAUCCGCCCACCCCCACAGUACACCCUCCACGCCCACCAGCCCCACCCCUACGGCGACUUCACCACCAUCCCGCUCAACACCGGCACCACCACCGGCGCCACCCCCGCCCCCGCCCCCGCCGCGCCAUGCACCCGCCGCCGCGACACAAUCCUCAUCGCCGUGAUGCUGCUCUUUGCGGCGCUCGCGUUUGCGGGCGCGCUGGCGGUGUGCGUGCUGCUGUCGCUGUCGAAUUAUUCGGCUAUGCGCGGGCCCGUGCCGGUGCUGAUAUUUGCGAUGGCGGCGUUCUUGGUGGUUGCGGGAGGGCUGGUGGCGAGGGUGGUGUGCUUGUGGAUGAGGAUGAGGAGGAGCAGGUGUGCUGCUGGUGGGAGUGAUGGUGGUGAGGGUGGUAGUGAUGGUGGGGAGGGAGGGGAUGGAGGGAUGAGGGUGGAGGUGAUAGAGAAGCUGGUGGCGCCGCCGGGGUAUAUGGACGGGUUGGAGGGGCGGGAUCCGUUGGCGGGGGUGCCGAGUGCGAUUGGGAGGGGGAAUUUGGAGAAGGAGGUGAGGUAG
This is a messenger RNA of Morchella sextelata, 714 nucleotides long. RefSeq lists its product as uncharacterized. NCBI's taxonomy places the organism in Eukaryota, Fungi, Ascomycota, Pezizomycetes, Pezizales, Morchellaceae. The transcript has a single exon. The record is from RefSeq and is a predicted model, not a curated record. The coding region runs from base 1 to 714 and encodes 237 amino acids.